Molecule: messenger RNA, 4694 nt
Organism: Girardinichthys multiradiatus
Lineage: Eukaryota; Metazoa; Chordata; Actinopteri; Cyprinodontiformes; Goodeidae
Exons: 18
Coding region: 99-1880 (593 amino acids)
Source: RefSeq, a predicted model, not a curated record
CCUCAGGCACGCGCAGCCGGGAAACCGCACGCGCGGGCGUAGCGGGUGAGGGCGUGGAAUGAGGAGGAGGAGGAGAGAAGGCAGGAGGAGAAGUGAAAAUGAUGGCGACCGAUGCAGAGGAGAUAAGAGCUCAAACAAGCCCCUGUCACAACCCCGACUACACCCUCAGCCCCCUGUCCAUCAAAAUUACGCGGAAAAACCAGGACAGACACUGGAGGUUGCGGUGCAUUUAUCUUCAGUGCUACUUUUUGACCAUUGCUACAAUACUAGGAACUGGAAUUUUAGGUCUUCCAGUCACCAUAUCACAUGCUGGACUGGUGCCCUUCCUGAUCUCCUUCCUUGUUGGCUUCUUUGUUCAGGCCUUGCUCGUUUACCUGUUUGUGGAACUUCUCCAGAAAUGUCAAGUGGUUCAGCUGGAAUUUCUAAAGACAGGUGUUGCAGAGUGUAUUGUAAUGGAUCAGGUGAGCACGGAAAAUCAGAUAGCCACAGAAGAAGAGGAGGAAGAAGAAGAGGCUGAAAAUGCAGAAGCAGAUACUGGUUUACUACAGUCCAGUGCUCCAGCUCUGUAUGACCAAGCUGAGAACCUGCAACCCAAUCUUCAUCUGCUUGGCUGCCUUUUCCUCUCCCGGCCCAUGAGCCACGCUUUCAACUGCAUUCUCCUCUUCCAGUUUAUUUCAAUUGGAAUAAGUUAUGUGCUGGCUGGCAGCGAAGCCUAUGCUGCUCUUCUUGAUAUCAGACACGUUUAUGUGAUCCCAGCCUUCACCUGGAUUCUAACCCUGGCCAUCCUACUUGCCCACACAAUCAUUCAGCCAAUCACUUCGUUGCUCACCCUCCUGAAGGGAAUUCUGCUCAUUGUUACGGUGGCGGUGACAUUUGCAGUGGGCUCUGAGGUCGGCCUCCAGAGCAGGAGUGACUUCAGUCAGAUGGGGAAACCUUUCCUAAUGGGCACUGUAGCUCUAGGGGGGAUUGUAAAUGUGAUGCCUCUGCUCUUCUCUCAAAUCUCACACAACAAAAUACAGAUCCUGUGGUUUCGGAGAGCUGUGCUUGGAGGUCUGACAACCUGUAUGGUCCUCAAUAUUCUCUGGUGCUGGGCAGUGCUCGAGAUUGUCCCACAGACAUCAUUACCAGAGAGGAGGAUGGCUGCUGAAACAACAACCCGGCCCACCUCCAGCAGUCCCUCUGCUCCUCCUUCCUCAACCUUCCCUCUGCUGUUCUCCAACAUCUCAUUGGAGGAAUCUGAAAAAGCUGGAGAGAUAGCAACCAUUCCACUUACAAAGAUCAUUAUUGAACGUUACAGGGCCUAUUCCUGGGUGGCCGAGUUGAUUCAGGUGUUUAUCGCCAUCAGCGUCACUGUGUCCUUCCUGGUGAUGGGAUCUGCUAUGAAACACACCAUUGAUGGUCUGGUCAGCUAUCUGUGGAGCAGCCGACUGGAGUGGCUCUCUAAAGCCUGGGAGAGAAACUCACCAAACAAGCAUAACAAUUGCUCAGCAAGAAGUUUAGUCAAACUUGGAUUUUCUCUGCUUGGAUUUGGGAUCAUUUUCAUUGUGUCAGUGUGUGAUCCCAGGAGUUUUGUUGUCAUGUUGGACAAAGUUGUCUCAUUUUCCCUCAACACUGAAGUGGGACUGUUUGUCUUCAUCAUGCUGAGGGAGUCCAGAGAAGACAGAUUCCAGCACCUCACAGUUCCUCUGCCAGUGGGUGACUGCGUGUUCAGCCUUACCUGGCUGCUGCCCACAUACUUCCUGUUUGCAGUAACCUACGAUGUCCUGCAGACUCUGGCAGAUGUGGCCCAUUACCUGCCUUACUACAGCCAUGAUCAGGAGUUGCACAUAUACAACGUGACUGGGAGCUUCACAGGAGCAAAUCUCUCCACCUUUCUCUGAUCUCCAAACAGAACGGCAGAGCAGUUUAUCAAGUGCUUUGAUCUUGUAGUCCCUUUUAACAAGUUUUUGAUUGCAUUUUAAGCAACAAUUUAGCAUUUUUGAUAAAUGUUUGAUUUUCAUCGCACUUUACUUUCACUAAUCUACUUAUGAAUUUAGCAUGGCCUAUGGGAAAAUAACAUCAUGAUUGUUUUCCCUGUUUCUACUCUAGCUACAGUGGGAUGACCCAGGGCCUCGUGUACAAAGGCUUGCAUGGAUUUUCUGCUGAGUCAUGGAGUAAACACACGAAUCCAUGCAUAUUUCUUUGAUAUAUCCUGAUCAAUAUGAAUCUGAAAGCACAUGACUGGUUUAAUAUGUAAAUAGAUGUUAAUAUGCCCUACUUCUCCACAAUCAACAAUUGUGUGGCUGCAGGAAGAAAAGAAACGUCAAGAAAUAAGAGUUGGAGACAUUCCUAAAUGAGCUGGAGGCACAAAGAAAUAUUUUGCUUGACAUGCUGGCCUCUGAGGGCCGUAAGUCCAAGAUAAGAUAAGUGAGGGGAACUGCAUUUGUGAAGUUGUCAAUGCUGUGGGGUCAGAGCAUUUGUAGAAGUAAAGACUGCUGGCCGUCACAGCUAUACCAUGUCAGCUUUCAGUCUGUUUCCAACCAUGUUGUUCAUCAGAAUGACUUGAACUAGGCCUGCUCGCAGCAAUGUUGGUUAGUUGCAUUUGUGCUUCACAUGUACUAUAGUGCACAAGUAAAACUCAUGUAAGUGCAUCCAUGUGGAGGUAUUAUUGUUGACAGAAUGUCUCAGCUGUGUGCAGUCAUUGUUUCCGGACCAUCAACAGUUUCCCAGCAUGGUCGCUUCAUUAUUGAUACAUCUGAUGUUUAGUAUGGAAAGUGCCGUUUGCUACUUUGUUGAGUGUAGGCACUCUUUGUACAUAAGGCCCCAGGUCCUGCUAACUAUAAAUGGCUCCUGACUUUACCAAACUGGAAUUAUCUGGUGCAGGAUUUCUCCUGACCUUGUUGCCAAACGUUGAGUAAUACAGUAUAUGUGCAUUUUUAACAGAUAUUUUCCAAGGACUGCAAAUAACGAAUGACUGAGCUUUAUUCAGAUAAAGGGACUGACCUAAAACUUCUGUUCAAUGUCAGUUUUGGGCCAUGUUGACUUUCCAGGGUACUGUUUAAGGUCCAUCAGACAUUUUAGUCACAGCUUUAUACCUUUUUAGUGUGGCAUCAUCUAUCAUUGAUAAUAUAAAGAUUUUCAUUUGAAUUGAUUGAGAUUAAAAAAGUGCUAAUACACACACAGUGAUGAAACGACUGGUCUGAUCUAGCUCUAAAGUGGUUCUCAUGUAGACCAGCCAUGGUGACGGAGAUCAUGUAAUCAUUGUGGUUUUGCAUUGCCCCUGGUGGUUGUAUCGAUGCCUGGGAUUUCUAAUGUUUAUAUUAUAAUGAUGUUGCUGUAAUUAUUUUAUUUGCUUAGGCUAUACGGAAAUUCCUGUUAUGUAAAGAUAAACAAGCAAGGCUAAUAUUGACCGCAUGCGUGUUCACAGUUUGAAUAAGUCAGUUUAAGCUUUGUCUCUCUCUGUCCUCUCAGUGCAGCCAGCUUUAUUUCUAAUGACAGGCGUGCACCGCUGCGCUCUGAAACACAUUGUUUUCAGCUAGCAGGUUUUCCUCCAGGAUUGCUCUGCCCUCCAUACAUCAUUGCAGGUUGUAACUAUCGUGUUUUGGCUUGGGGGUGGUGUGUCCAGUUGGAUGUGCAGUGUUAGAUUCCCAUCUCACAAAGACAAUUAAGAUCGGUUUUGUUUUCAUCUGAUCGAAACAUCUUCUUCCAUGUCUGCUGUGUCCCCCUGUAUUUAAAAACUUUAAAUUAGACUUCUCUUCCUCCCACUCUCGCAGAAAGGCCAGAUUUGUGGAGCGCACAACUAAUAGUUGUCCUGCAAGAUUUUCCCACCUGAGCUGUUGAUCUCUGCAGCUCCUCCAUAAUUAACACAUUCCUCUUGGCUGCUUCCCCGAUUAUUACCCGGCCACGUCUUGGUAGGUUUGUAGUGCUGCCUUACCCUUUUUCUUUCCACUUCACAGUUAUGCUCUGCUUUGACUGUCCAUCACAUACAGUAAAAUACCCUUUAGUUUGUGGCUGCAACAUGACAAGGUACACCUUAUGAUCGAACCAUUACUGCCCCCAGUAGCUGUGUCAAACCUAGAGCUGCAUUCCACUAUAUUAUCUGUACGUUUUGGUUGUUUGGAAAAAUGAAAGCAAAAGCACAAUUUCAAAAUAGAAUGCAGCAUUUAUUCACAUACCCGUGUUUGUUUUAAGUCAAAAUGUAGUGAAAUCAUUUUUCAACACUAUAACUUUGGAGUGGAAAUAAGCCUUGAAGUUAAAGCUGUAGAAUAAUGAGGCCCAUAGAAAGUGAACUUUCCAGUUCUCGAGUGGGUUUUGGAAGACCAGGUACAGAGGAGAACCUCAGUAUUCAGAAACUAUUAUCCCAGCCCUCAUAUACAGACUUAAGGUUCCUCCAGGACUGGUUCCAGAACACAUGCUGUGAACCUAAAUGUGUCUCUUAAUCUUCCACUGAACCUCCAGCUUCUUCCCCACUAAUAAUGUGAUGUUCCAUUUCCUUGAACCAAGCGUGGUGACCUGACUGCAUCAAACUGUUGCCCAUCCAGCAGGUGGUGCUAAAACUGGCUGGACCUCUUUGAUAAAACCAACAUGUUUCCCAAGGUCCGUCUCCAUUAAAUCACUGAUCAGCAGAAACAACUCGUAAACCAUGUUGUAAAAUAUGCGAUAUGUUCUCCACCAUGAACUGAUAACCAGAUGAAUAAAUUAAAUGUCCAUCUUUA